Molecule: messenger RNA, 5289 nt
Organism: Sus scrofa (pig)
Lineage: Eukaryota; Metazoa; Chordata; Mammalia; Artiodactyla; Suidae
Gene: GRIK5
Product: glutamate ionotropic receptor kainate type subunit 5
Biological process (GO): monoatomic ion transport
Cellular component (GO): membrane
Molecular function (GO): signaling receptor activity; ligand-gated monoatomic ion channel activity
Source: RefSeq, a predicted model, not a curated record
GGAGUGGUGCUUUGGGCGCCAUCUUGGGGGCUCCAGGCGGAAGGCGCGUUGCGGGGGAGGGGGAAGUGGGGGAAAUUGAGGCACGCAGCACCGGGAGGCCGGGGGCAGGGUAACUUGAGGCGCAGGAACCCCGGAGGAGCGAAGGGAAAGAGUGAAGUACCCACCAGUCACCGCGAGGAGAGAGAGAAAACUAGCUUCAAUUGCACGGACGGAGAAAAAGGGGACGUCAAAGGUCCAGACUCACUUCGUUAGAGAAUAAAGGCAGCGAGAAGGGAGGAAAGAAAAACCGAAAGACCUUGGUUCGGAGGGGAGAAGAAAUGUCGGAAGAAAAGCAAGGAGAGAGGGAAUCUGAGAGAACAAGGAGAACCUAAAGAAUAAGGGAGGAAAUGGGAAAUAGAAGGAGAAAAAGUAAAAGCCGCGAUGGGCGGUUUUGAAGAAACGGGAAAUGGGGGGGGUAGAUGACCUGAAGGACAACCAGGGUGAAAACCUGAAGGAAGUGACCCUGUAACGCCUGGUCUGUAUCCUCCUUACUUCCCUGGUGCCCUCCUUCCAGGCCUCCAGGGCACAGGGAAGGAGGAGUCCCCAUGUGUCGAGGGGCUCAGACCCUUCCAACUCACCAUCCCUUUCUGGCCCUCAGGGCCUUAGGAACAAGUUGCCUCAGCUCUCUUGUUUUCAGAGCUAUUUUCUAAGGAUAGGAGAGCAGCAAAAAAUUAACUUGUUCUAACUGCCCCCCCUCCCCCCUCCCGUUUCUCCUAUAAGUAAACUGAGUCUAGAGGAAUUGGUCAUUUACCUUCCUGAGGCCAAAAAGCUACUAGGAGACCCCAAACACCAAGUAAGACCUAGGUCUGACUCCUCAGCCAUCACAUUUAUUAUGUUUUUCAAUUAGAUUGUAACUGGGUGUCCUAACUCGCUCCUAGAUUAAACUCAACACCAUGUUCAUGUAAUUAGACCCGACUUCCUGGAUUGGAAUCCUGGCCCUGCCACUUCCUUGCUCUUGUCUUGGGCAAGCUGACUUCUCUGUGCCUCAGUUUCCUCAUCUGGGACAUAACAGCCCCUGACUCAUGUGAGUCAAAGCUAUGUAAGAGUUAUUUUUAUUAGGGCCUCAAGGAGCCUGGUAGCAACAACUAAGCCAUCCUGAGUGCAUUAUAACUUGCAAAGUAUGCUCAGUGCUUUCCAUGCAUUAUUCGUUUUAAUCCUCUCAAUGACCCUAGGAAGGAGGAACUAUUGCUCUCGCUUUGCAAAGAAACUGAGGCUCAGAAAUUAAAUAACUUGUCCAUCAUUAGGAAGAAACAGAAUUCCAACCCAGGAAUUGACUCCUGGGUCUAUACUCUUGGUGCCCAGGCUCUGCUGCUUGGCAGGUGGGACGUGCAGAGUGGCAUUCUAAAUACAUGAAUUCAAAAAGCAGAGAAAAGUUGGUGGUAAUCAGUUAACUCUAAGGUUGGUAAUCUGGAUUUGCUCUCAGGGUGAAGUCACCUGGGACAGGAACGUGAGCAUCUGGAAGCUAGAUUUAGGCUUUGACAGGCGCCAUACCCUCAGGCAGAUUCCCUCUCCCACUGAGGCCUCCUUUCUCCAUUUAAAAAUGAAAAGAAAAACAAAAGAAAAAGAAAAUGGAAGGCUCUGGCUUGGCUUGUCAGGCCCCUUUCUGCUCCACCCUUCUGCUUGGACUUCCCAGUUUAUCUGGAUUGACUGGAUCCCUUCACUUCAGAUGAUAUAAGGGUGGCGAGUGGGGGCCGCGGCAGCUGCGUCCCCAUGAGGAGGGGAGGAAGAUGCCGGCUGAGCUGCUGCUGCUGCUGAUUGUUGCCUUCGCCAGCCCCAGCUGCCAGGUGCUCUCAUCACUGCGCAUGGCUGCCAUCCUGGAUGACCAGACAGUGUGUGGCCGUGGCGAACGUCUGGCCCUGGCCCUGGCCCGGGAGCAGAUCAACGGGAUCAUCGAGGUCCCAGCCAAGGCCCGCGUGGAAGUAGACAUCUUCGAGCUGCAGCGGGACAGCCAGUACGAGACCACGGACACCAUGUGUCAGAUCCUGCCCAAGGGGGUCGUGUCUGUCCUGGGGCCCUCCUCCAGCCCGGCCUCUGCCUCCACCGUGAGCCAUAUCUGUGGGGAGAAGGAGAUCCCCCACAUCAAGGUGGGUCCCGAGGAGACGCCCCGUCUGCAGUACCUUCGCUUCGCCUCUGUCAGCCUGUACCCCAGUAAUGAGGACGUCAGCCUGGCGGUCUCCCGAAUCCUCAAGUCCUUCAACUACCCUUCGGCCAGCCUCAUCUGCGCCAAGGCCGAGUGCCUGCUGCGAUUGGAGGAACUGGUGCGUGGCUUCCUUAUCUCCAAGGAGACGCUGUCAGUGAGGAUGCUAGAUGACAGCCGGGACCCUACGCCGCUGCUCAAGGAGAUCCGAGACGACAAGGUGUCCACCAUCAUCAUCGAUGCCAACGCAUCCAUUUCCCACCUCAUUCUCCGUAAGGCCUCGGAGCUGGGAAUGACCUCAGCGUUUUACAAGUACAUUCUCACCACCAUGGACUUCCCCAUCCUGCACCUGGACGGGAUCGUGGAGGACUCCUCCAACAUCCUGGGCUUCUCCAUGUUCAACACCUCGCACCCCUUCUACCCCGAGUUUGUGCGCAGCCUCAACAUGUCCUGGAGGGAGAACUGUGAUGCCAGCACCUACCCCGGCCCCGCGCUGUCGGCUGCCCUGAUGUUUGACGCUGUGCACGUGGUGGUGAGCGCCGUCCGGGAGCUGAACCGCAGCCAGGAGAUCGGCGUGAAGCCGCUGGCCUGUACGUCAGCCAACAUUUGGCCCCACGGGACCAGCCUCAUGAACUACCUGCGCAUGGUAGAGUAUGACGGGCUGACCGGGCGGGUGGAGUUCAACAGCAAAGGGCAGAGGACCAACUACACCCUGCGCAUCCUGGAGAAGGCUCGGCAGGGCCACCGUGAGAUCGGGGUGUGGUACUCUAACCGGACCCUGGCCAUGAACGCCACCACCCUGGACAUCAACCUGUCGCAGACACUGGCCAACAAGACGCUGGUGGUCACGACCAUCCUGGAGAACCCGUAUGUCAUGCGCCGGCCCAAUUUCCAGGCCCUGUCGGGGAAUGAGCGCUUUGAGGGCUUCUGCGUGGACAUGCUGCGCGAGCUGGCCGAGCUGCUGCGCUUCCGCUACCGCCUGCGGUUGGUGGAGGAUGGGCUGUAUGGGGCGCCCGAGCCCAACGGCUCCUGGACGGGCAUGGUUGGCGAGCUCAUCAACCGGCAGAAGGCAGACCUGGCCGUGGCUGCGUUCACCAUCACGGCCGAACGGGAGAAAGUCAUCGACUUCUCCAAACCCUUCAUGACCCUGGGGAUCAGCAUCCUCUACCGAGUCCACAUGGGCCGCAAGCCUGGCUAUUUCUCCUUCCUGGACCCCUUCUCCCCUGCUGUGUGGCUCUUCAUGCUUCUUGCCUACCUGGCUGUCAGCUGCGUCCUGUUCCUGGCGGCCAGGCUGAGCCCCUACGAGUGGUAUAACCCGCACCCGUGCCUGCGGGCACGCCCCCACAUCCUGGAGAAUCAGUACACGCUGGGCAACAGCCUCUGGUUCCCUGUGGGGGGCUUCAUGCAGCAGGGCUCGGAGAUCAUGCCCCGGGCGCUGUCCACGCGCUGCGUCAGCGGAGUCUGGUGGGCCUUCACCUUGAUCAUCAUCUCCUCCUACACGGCCAACCUGGCCGCCUUCCUCACCGUGCAGCGCAUGGAGGUGCCUGUGGAGUCGGCCGACGACCUGGCAGACCAGACCAACAUUGAGUAUGGCACUAUCCACGCUGGCUCCACCAUGACCUUCUUUCAGAAUUCCCGCUACCAGACGUACCAGCGCAUGUGGAACUACAUGCAGUCGAAGCAGCCCAGCGUGUUCGUCAAGAGCACAGAGGAGGGCAUUGCCCGCGUCCUCAACUCCCGCUACGCCUUCCUGCUCGAGUCCACCAUGAACGAGUACCACCGGCGCCUCAACUGCAACCUCACCCAGAUCGGGGGCCUCCUCGACACCAAGGGCUACGGCAUCGGCAUGCCGCUGGGCUCCCCGUUCCGGGAUGAGAUCACACUGGCUAUCCUGCAGCUUCAGGAAAACAACCGACUGGAGAUCCUGAAGCGCAAGUGGUGGGAGGGUGGCCGGUGCCCCAAGGAGGAGGACCAUCGAGCUAAAGGUCUGGGCAUGGAGAACAUCGGCGGCAUUUUUGUCGUGCUCAUCUGUGGCCUCAUCAUUGCCGUCUUCGUGGCAGUCAUGGAAUUCAUAUGGUCCACGCGGAGGUCAGCAGAGUCGGAAGAGGUCUCGGUGUGCCAGGAGAUGCUGCAGGAGCUGCGGCACGCGGUGUCCUGCCGCAAGACCUCGCGUUCCCGCCGGCGCCGGCGCCCAGGAGGCCCGAGCCGGGCCCUGCUGUCGCUGCGUGCUGUCCGCGAGAUGCGCCUCAGCAACGGCAAGCUCUACUCUGCCGGCGCGGGCGGGGAUGCGGGCGGCGCGCACGGGGGUCCCCAGCGCCUCCUGGACGAUCCGGGGCCGCCCGGCGGGGCCCGGCCCUCCGCCCCUACCCCUUGCACCCACGUGCAUGUCUGCCAGGAGUGCCGGCGCAUCCAGGCACUGCGGGCCUCCGGGGCCGGUGCGCCCCCGCGUGGCCUGGGAGCACCCGCCGAAGCCACCAGCCCGCCGCGGCCGCGGCCCGGCCCCGCCGGCCCCCGCGAGCUGGCGGAGCACGAGUGACCACGGGCGGGGCCGGGCGGGCGCCCGGACUGACCGCAGGGACGGGGUCCUUCCCAGGCCCCGGCCACUCUCGUUUCCCUAGUGGGCGAGGGUCGGGACUUGUGCCCCAGGGCGCUGAACCCCACGAUUUUGCCUUUGGCUCCGGGUGAAGUCCGAGGCCCGGCUCCAGAGCCUACCUGCGCCCCCUAGUGGACUCACCAGAGGGUGCCGCGAACGCCCGCAUUUCGCCCCACCACUGCGGACAAGAGGAGCGCAGGAAUCGUGGACUCCAGGGGCCGGGGACUGCGGGGGCCGCUCCCAGAAGCGGAAAGCGUCUACAGGGAGAAGCCCAUCCUGGGACUGCUCAGGCUCCCCGAGACUUGACGCAGCUCUCCUUACUUUUGGAGGAGUGGGGGACCUCUGGGCAGAUGGGUGUCCCUGGGCGCCCUUCAACUCUUCUCUUUCUCUCUUUUUUUUGGGGAGAAAUCUCGGAAUUUCUAUGAGACCCCCCACAGGGAAGGGGUCAGUUGGGCCCCCAUCCCUCCCCCUGCCACACCCCAGUCCCUGUUGGAAUAAAAAAAAGAACAAAACCCCAAAA